Macadamia integrifolia is the source of this 1686-nucleotide messenger RNA. RefSeq names its product zinc finger CCCH domain-containing protein 30-like. Bases 1073 to 1645 code for a protein of 190 amino acids. The transcript is spliced from 2 exons. The record is from RefSeq and is a predicted model, not a curated record. Gene Ontology annotation, molecular function: protein binding. Lineage: Eukaryota; Viridiplantae; Streptophyta; Magnoliopsida; Proteales; Proteaceae.
CUUCUCUACUUUUCUUUUUCUUCUCCAGCCGAACGUACAACUCCUUCUCUUUUUCUUCUUCUUCUUCUCUUCUUCUCUUUUCCUUCCCUGCUACUGCAACCCCUAACCGGCAGCAACGGAACCACAGCCGCACCUAACCCUCCUCUCUUCUUCUUCUUCUUCUUUUUCUCCUUCUUCUCAUCUUCUUUUUCUUUCGUUCCUCCAAAAUCUGCAGCUACCGAACCCUGCAACUCACUUCUUCUUUUUUUUUUUUUUCUCCAUCUUCUAUUCUUUGUAAGAACCUAACCGCCGCCGCCGCUGCCAUCACCCUUUUCAUGAUCGACAAACCUUGUGUCUUUCUCUAACCCAUUUCUUGGUGAAACUCCAACUGUCGCAGCACCACCAGCUCCAUCGAUGCCUUCGGCAGCAGUAGCGGUAGGUCCGGUGAGACUCCAUCUUCUUUAGUCGAAGGUGCAAUGGUGCCGAGGCUGCUACUGUCCUCUCAAUCCCCUUCUUAUCCUUCUCCUCUUCCUUUCCCUGUGGCUGAGAAGUAUCUCCUCUCUCUCUCUCUCUCUCUCGAUUGGACUUUGGGGGGGAUUGUUGGAACUCAAAGAGGCAUGGCGAUCGAACGUUUGUUUCUCUUUUGUUAUCGAUCUCGUCGCCUGGUUUCUGAGGCCGUCUUGGUUUUUUGAUUUCGGUUUCUCUUCAGUCUUUUUAGAUCGGUGAUUGUUUCUUUGUAGAUCUGUAAAGCUUUAAUGGAGUUGUUGAUAUUCUUUUAGCUGCUUUCGGUCUUCGGACUCUAGAAAUAGGUGGAUUUCCAGUUGAUCGAAGCAUGUGCGGUGCUCCGGAACACUUAAAACCUACAUCGUCGCAGUCUCCGUCUCUAUCUCCAUCUCUUUCAUCUUCUGAACAAAGCAUAUCUUCAACCAAAGGCAUGAAUCACUUGACUGUUGAAAUUGAUGAUUCUUUUGCCAGCUUGCUCGAGCUUGCCACUAACAACGACCUUGAAGGUUUCAAGCGCUCAAUUUAGCAUAAUGCCUCUGCCAUUGAUGAGAUUAGUCUAUGGUAUGGAUGCUAGAAGGGCUCAAAACGGAUGGUUCUCGAGGACAGAACUCCUUUGAUGGUUGCUGCCACCUAUGGUAGCGUUGAUGUUCUUCAGCUCAUCCUCACUUUACCUGAGGCGGAUGUAAAUUGGUCUUGCGGCCCAGAUAAGACUACUGCCCUCCACUGUGCUGCUUCUGGUGGAUCUGUGAAUGCUGUUAAUGUUGUGAAGCUACUUUUAAUGUCGGGUGCAGAUCCUAACUGUGUGAACGCCAAUGGACGCCGACCUGUGGAUGUUAUUGUUGUGCCUCCAAAGCCGUCGAACGUGAAAAUUGAUCUGGAGGAGCUUCUCUCAAGCACCGUUUCUAAUGGUUCUAAUGCUGAGCAUGGCCUUCGGGUCUCCACAGCUACUUCUAAUUCGAAUUCCCCUCCACUAUCAUCGUCCUCAGAGAACGGAUCCUCUUCUUCUAAGUCUGAUUUUCCAUCUUCACCGAUGACUCUGAAGUACAAUGAUCUCCCUGUGUCUUCAGCAUCGGAGAAGAAAGAGUACCCGAUUGCUCCCAUCUCCUCCCCUUUCCCAUCGGCUUCUUUUCUUUUUCCUGUUUUAUUUUUUUUAUUUCUUUAAUUUUCUGAUUAAAUAAUCCAUAUUUUUAUUUAUGUUUUCUA